AUGGACACUGGCCUAGUGCAGCCCAUGAAGCUGGCUCAGGCCACCAAGGUUUUGGACCAGUGCACCCAGGUGUGUGUGGAGUUCAUGGAAGACACGAGCUGCUCCAUCAUCCAUAACGUGAAAGGCCCCGUGCAGGAGGGAAACGUGCUCACCCUGCUUGAGCAGGAACACAAGGCCCGGAGGCUUUGGUGA
Dromiciops gliroides (monito del monte) is the source of this 192-nucleotide messenger RNA. RefSeq names its product 40S ribosomal protein S28-like. The record is from RefSeq and is a predicted model, not a curated record. The transcript has a single exon. Bases 1 to 192 code for a protein of 63 amino acids. Lineage: Eukaryota; Metazoa; Chordata; Mammalia; Microbiotheria; Microbiotheriidae. Gene Ontology annotation, biological process: translation; maturation of SSU-rRNA; ribosomal small subunit assembly. Gene Ontology annotation, cellular component: cytosolic small ribosomal subunit; ribosome. Gene Ontology annotation, molecular function: structural constituent of ribosome.